Cylas formicarius (sweet potato weevil) is the source of this 393-nucleotide messenger RNA. RefSeq names its product ragulator complex protein LAMTOR5-like. Gene Ontology annotation, cellular component: Ragulator complex; lysosome; cytoplasm. The transcript has 3 exons. The coding region runs from base 112 to 393 and encodes 93 amino acids. Gene Ontology annotation, biological process: cellular response to amino acid stimulus; positive regulation of TORC1 signaling. Gene Ontology annotation, molecular function: guanyl-nucleotide exchange factor activity. The record is from RefSeq and is a predicted model, not a curated record. NCBI's taxonomy places the organism in Eukaryota, Metazoa, Arthropoda, Insecta, Coleoptera, Brentidae.
UGGAUUUGGGCGAGUGUCCUUGUCUCGUUUGCCCACUGUUAUAUAAAUAAUUGCAUCUUUUUUGGCCUUAACCAAGAUCAAUAAAGUAGGAGACAAAAUUUCACUUGAAAAAUGGAGAAAAAUUUAGAUAGAAUUAUGGACGAAAUCAUGAACAAUCCGGAUGUAAGUGGUUGUAUUUUCUCGGAUGAACAAGGGCUAUGUUUGGGAGCUAGAGAGUUUAGCAAGGUAUCUUCCGAAACAGCAGGUGUAAUUACAACAAUAGCUAAUGAAGCAGCAAAACUGGAACCCAAAAACAAAAUGCCCAUUAUAACUCUGGAAGGGGACACCAAAUUGUGUAUGAUCCAGAAAACGGGAGCCGUUACGGGCGCUAUUUAUAAAGCCUUACCCAAGUAG